AUGGCCACAGACGAUAAGAAACUCCGCAUCGUAAGCGUGGGAAGCUCAUUUGCAGCGGGUCCCGGGAUCCCCCCACAACUCGAGCCCCUUUCUGCGCGGCGCUCAGGACAGAACUACCCGCAUCUCGUAGCAAAAGAGCUAAAUGCCGAGCUCACCGACCUGACAGUCUCUGGCGCGACCCUUUUAAACAUCACGGUCGAGCCACAAAGUGCUGCCUUUUCAAAGGAUGUAUUUCAACCCCAGAUCGAGUCUAUUCCCGAAGAUGCAGACAUCAUCACGGUUACUGCGGGCGGAAACGAUAUCGGCUACAUCGGUAACAUGAUAUUUGAUGCUGGAACAGGCACUACGCUGGGGUGGAUGGCCAAUGCCGUCAUACAAACCGUCAGAUCCGCUAUAGCGGUCCUCUCCACGGCACAGGAGACCCCUACUUCCCUCUCACCAGAGGAACUGUCUCAUAGAAUGGGUGAUGUUCUUGAUCAGAUACAUAAGAAAGCUCCCAAAGCACGUGUCUAUCUAGUUGAAUAUCUUGCUGUGGUGGGCCCCAGUACAAAAGCCAAUGUUGAUAUCUCAUUCAGUCAAGAAAAGAUUGAUCACCAUUGCCAGGUGGCAUCUUCGUUGCAGAAUGCGUAUAUCGCGGCUGCAGGGGCAAGAUCAGAAUGGUGCGAAACAGUCCCGAUUCAUGAACUUAGCUUGGGCCAUGUGCUGGGCAGCCAAGAGCCAUGGGUCGGAGGCUUCAGCUUAUACUCGCUGAUCCGAGAGGGAAUCGUUCUUCAUCCAAACCUUAACGGAAUGAAAGCGGUCGCUAAUAUCUUGCUACCCAAGAUCCAGAAGAACCUGGCUGCACAGCCUUAA
Penicillium angulare is the source of this 852-nucleotide messenger RNA. Its product is annotated as SGNH/GDSL hydrolase family protein. The record is from RefSeq and is a predicted model, not a curated record. The coding region runs from base 1 to 852 and encodes 283 amino acids. Lineage: Eukaryota; Fungi; Ascomycota; Eurotiomycetes; Eurotiales; Aspergillaceae. The transcript has a single exon. Gene Ontology annotation, molecular function: hydrolase activity, acting on ester bonds.